Papilio machaon (common yellow swallowtail) is the source of this 1348-nucleotide messenger RNA. Its product is annotated as toll-interacting protein. Gene Ontology annotation, molecular function: ubiquitin conjugating enzyme binding; ubiquitin binding. Gene Ontology annotation, cellular component: cytoplasm. Lineage: Eukaryota; Metazoa; Arthropoda; Insecta; Lepidoptera; Papilionidae. Bases 111 to 950 code for a protein of 279 amino acids. The record is from RefSeq and is a predicted model, not a curated record. The transcript has 8 exons. Gene Ontology annotation, biological process: ubiquitin-dependent protein catabolic process.
UCAUUUAUUGAUAAAUUGAUAAAAGGGAAAAGACGUUCGCGAGAAUACUGUCCUGAAAAACAUCCUUGUUAUACGCUUUAUUGCAACGAAAAGCGGUUGAAGAAGUAAAUAUGACUUCUACUUUACCUAAUGAAGCUGAUAGGAACGAGGAACGACGACGUAGGUUGCUGUUGGGUCCAUUGCCUGCUGGUUUCCUGAGGGCUGAUGGUACUGUGGACAAUGUUGAUGCAGAUUACCAGGCUGCACUUGCUCUGCAGCAACAGCUCAGUGGUGCUACGGUACCCGCUACUGGACCACCUCUAACUGCGAGACUCAGUAUUACAAUAGCUCAAGCUAAACUGUCUAAAAAUUAUGGUCUAACUCGAAUGGACCCGUAUGUUCGUCUUCGCGUGGGUCAUUGUAUAUACGAGACCCAGACUGACCCCAGCGGUGGAAGGACGCCGCGCUGGAAUAAAGUUAUACAUUGCCUGCUCCCGCCCGGUGUUAACUCUAUUUAUUUAGAGAUCUACGAUGAAUGCUCUUUCACAAUGGACGAGCUGAUUGCUUGGACUCACAUCAACAUCCCGCAAGCCGUGCUCAAUGGUGAAACUCACGAGAACUGGUAUCCAUUGAAUGGUAAACAAGGAGACGGUAAAGAGGGUAUGAUCAACCUCGUACUAAGUUACUCGGUUGGCCCAGCAGCGGUGGCUACCUUCCCACCGGUGUUAGUAGUACCCAGCACGGGUAUGGGGUAUGCGGCCAUGCCGGUCUACCCCGCCCCCCACCCUGCACCCUACCCCGCACCACAGCCACAGCAACAGCCUCCGCCGCAGCAGCUCUCACCAGAACAGUUGCAACAGAUCGAGGAGAUGUUCCCGAGCAUCGAGAAGGAUGUGAUAAAGUCUGUGCUGGAGGCCAACCGCGGCGACAAGGACGCCACCAUCAACUCUCUGCUGCAGAUGUCAGAAUAAGUUUCUGUAUGUUCUCGUAUUUUACACAUGUCAAAGUAAACUCCCUGCAUAUUCUUAAACUUUACACAUGUUAAAGUAAACUCCCUGAAUAUUCUCGAACUUUACACAUGUCAGAGUAAACUCCCUGCAUAUUCUUACACUUUACACAUGUCAAAGUAAACUCCCUGCAUAUUCUUAAACUUUACACAUGUUAAAGUAAACUCCCUGAAUAUUCUCGAACUUUACACAUGUCAGAGUAAACUCCCUGCAUAUUCUUACACUUUACACAUGUCAAAGUAAACUCCCUGCAUUUUCUCGAACUUUACACAUGUCAAAGUAAACUCCCUGUAUGUUCUUAAACUUUACACAUGUCAAAGUAAACUCCCUGUAUGUUCUCGUGUUUUAAACAUGUUAACUCC